This is a messenger RNA of Balaenoptera ricei (Rice's whale), 2412 nucleotides long. It is a transcript of the gene CCNC, whose product is annotated as cyclin C. The record is from RefSeq and is a predicted model, not a curated record. The coding region runs from base 284 to 1132 and encodes 282 amino acids. Gene Ontology annotation, molecular function: cyclin-dependent protein serine/threonine kinase regulator activity. Gene Ontology annotation, biological process: positive regulation of transcription by RNA polymerase II. NCBI's taxonomy places the organism in Eukaryota, Metazoa, Chordata, Mammalia, Artiodactyla, Balaenopteridae. Gene Ontology annotation, cellular component: mediator complex; nucleus. The transcript is spliced from 13 exons.
CCUUUCUCAGGGCUCCCAAGGGCUGUCUCCUCCCCGUCGGCUUCCUCCGCUACCGCGGGGCGGGCCGGAACUUUUAUGCAUAGGAACUGAUUUACACAGUAGAGUGUUGCCGGCCGGCGUCAAGGAGAAUAGGGUGCCCUCCUCUUCCUCUCACCGUCGCCGCCGCGGAGCGGAGCCGUGCAGAUCAGAUCGAGGAGCGCGGUUACCGGGAGGGCUGGGUCUAUGGUCGCUCCGCGGGCCGCUCCGCCGGCUGGUGCUUUUUUAUCAGGGCAAGCUGUGUUCCAUGGCAGGGAACUUUUGGCAGAGCUCCCACUAUUUGCAGUGGAUUUUGGAUAAACAAGAUCUGUUGAAGGAACGCCAGAAGGACUUAAAGUUUCUCUCAGAAGAAGAGUAUUGGAAAUUACAGAUAUUUUUUACAAAUGUUAUCCAAGCAUUAGGUGAACAUCUUAAAUUAAGACAACAAGUUAUUGCCACUGCUACGGUCUAUUUCAAGAGAUUCUAUGCCAGGUAUUCUCUGAAGAGUAUAGAUCCUGUAUUAAUGGCUCCUACAUGUGUGUUUUUGGCAUCCAAAGUAGAGGAAUUUGGAGUAGUCUCAAAUACAAGAUUGAUUUCUGCUGCUACUUCUGUAUUGAAAACUAGAUUUUCAUAUGCCUUUCCAAAGGAAUUUCCUUAUAGGAUGAACCAUAUAUUAGAAUGUGAAUUCUAUCUUUUAGAAUUAAUGGAUUGUUGCUUGAUAGUGUAUCAUCCUUAUAGACCUUUGCUCCAGUAUGUGCAGGACAUGGGCCAAGAAGACAUGUUGCUUCCCCUUGCAUGGAGGAUAGUGAAUGAUACCUACAGAACGGAUCUUUGCCUACUGUAUCCUCCUUUCAUGAUAGCUUUAGCUUGCCUGCAUGUAGCCUGUGUUGUACAACAGAAAGAUGCCAGACAGUGGUUUGCUGAGCUUUCUGUGGAUAUGGAGAAGAUUUUGGAAAUAAUCAGGGUUAUUUUAAAACUGUAUGAGCAGUGGAAGAAUUUUGAUGAGAGAAAAGAGAUGGCAACUAUUCUUAGUAAGAUGCCGAAACCAAAACCUCCUCCAAACAGAAAUUCCCUGAGUGAUUCUUCACUAGUGGCAGGGCCUGAAGCUGCAAGAUGAUGAUGGACAAGAUAAGGCAAUAAUCCUAUUGCCACAGUUACUGUGAAGGAGAGCAGGGUCCAAAUGGAAGUCAGAACUCUAGCUACAGCCAAUCUUAAAACAUUCCGAAGAAUUCUGUAGUGGACCAGUUGGAAAUAAACCAUUGGACAGAUUUCAAUAAUGUCUUCAAUGGAACACAAAUGAAAAUGAAUAGCUUGUUUCUGUCAAGCAUGUUGGGAAGUGAUUUUAUUUUUGCAAAAUAAGUUUUUCCUUACCGAAUUUGAUUCUAGUACAUGAUUGAUUAAAAUCUAUUGUUUAUGAAAGUUUGGAAAGGUUCUUAGGGGACCUACAGACAGACAUACAUAGACAUUUGAAAGUUAAUAGCUUUUGAUUAGUAUAAUUUUUCUUAAUUUGGAUAAUAGAAAUUGUUGCUUUUUAUUAAGCCAGGAAAGAUGAAGCAUAAUUUGUUUAAAAUUCUCUUUGGUCAUUGAGCGACCAAAAAAGGAAAUAAAAAGUCAAAUAUAUGAGGGUUUUUUUUUCCCUCCUUAAGUUAAACUUUAAAACUGUAUUUAAGGAAUCAAAUCUUACAAAAUCCUGGAAGGUUUUGGUAAUGAUGAUGAUAAUUUCAGGGAAAUUAAUCAAGUACCUAUUGAUUUUAAAGCGUAUUUUAUUCAGUAGUUUUGGUAUCUUGCCAUGGAGGAUACUAGCCCAGCCUAGCAGAAAAGUGCAAUAUGUAUAGCAUAUUUUGACAUUUUAAAAGUUAUAUUCCAUAACCAUUUUGAAAUGCUGGGCAAACAUAAAAAAAAAAUCCUAUACAAAGUUAUUUGCAUUUAAUUCAGUUAAUCAGGCAUUUUGAAAGCUAAUUGGAUAAAACACCGUAAUAGUGAAAUUUGGUAACAUUUUAAUGUUAUUUUUACUCUACUGUGAAAAGUUUUUUAUAUGACAUACACACCCUAGUUUAUUUUUGUGUCUUAGUGUGGACUUACAAAUUUACUACAGGUAUCCUGAGCCAGGAACACAAUCAGGUUGCAGGCCAGUUUGAUACUGGCUAUUCUUAAUUCUCAUAUGAGUGUAGGACUUCAGACUAAAUGUUAUGUCAGUGGGACUGUGCUGUCUGUGGAAGUUAAUAAAUUACGUGAUCAUUUUCUUCAGACUUGAAGGAGAGUGAUAAAUAAGAUUUGGAAUCAUAGGAUAUUGAUGUACAAUUUAAGGAUUAAAAUUUUUUAUAAAUCAAUUGUGAACAAUGGAUUAUUAAAUGUUGACUUCCUAGUAUAAAACUGCAAGAAUAAAAGUAAAUUCUC